AGGCCAGUAGGUGGAACUAAAACUCCAUUAUGUUUGAGAUUAGCAAUCUCAAUUCAAGGAAGAAGAACAAGCUACUGUAGCAUGUAGGUAUUUACAGAAACCUGGUUCUCCAACACUUAGCUGAAUUUAAACAAAUGGCUGCCCAGUGUCCAGUUGAGGCCUUUAUUAUAGGAGAGCCAACUUCUGCUGUCAGUAAUAAUAACGUUAAACAUUUAUCAGUAGCAUCGAGUGCUCAAACUAAAGGAAAGAAGCGAGCUAUUAGCCCCGGGGCUCAGCCGCUCUCCCAGCCGAACAGCAGCAACAACAAGCGCAGGAAAGUGCACGUAGUACCGGGGGUCAGUCACACUCAGAGUCUCCCGGUGGAGGUGACCGAAGGAAAGCCGGUUACUACAGCAGAUGUAGGGACAGAACCAGUUGCUAAGCCUCUCUCUUUCAAAAACCCAAACUUUGUGCACUCUGGUAUCGGAGGGGCAGCGGCAGGGAAAAAGAAUCGGACGUGGAAGAACCUGAAGCAGAUUCUGGCAUUGGAGAGGGCACUGCCCUGGAAAAUCACUGAUCCCAACUAUUACAACAUCGAUGCUCCACCAUCUCUGAAGCCUUCUAAAAAGUAUUCUGAUAUUUCAGGCUUACCAGCAAACUACACAGACCCUCAGACUAAGCUACGAUUUACUUCAUCUGAAGAGUUCUCAUACAUCCGUCUACUACCUACAGAUGUCGUAACGGGAUACCUGGCAUUACGAAAGGCCACCUGCAUUGUUCCCUGAUCAUCAUACCUGCAAACUGUCCAGUUUCCUGAGUAUAUGAUACAGGAUCACAGAGACUGCUACGUUUUUUUUUUAACCUUCUUAAUGCAAAAGCUGUAUAUAUUUACAUUAUGCUUAUUGAAUAAUAUUGUACUUUAUUUGUAGGAUUCAUGCAGACAUCGAUUUAUCACUUGUUAAUUGAUUGAUUCAAAAACUCUUUGGUUUGAUGCGAUGUCCUGUGUUUUGUUUGCUGUAAAAUAUAAAGCUGGGCUUUUUGAA
Messenger RNA from Silurus meridionalis, 1022 nucleotides. It is a transcript of the gene ino80c, whose product is annotated as INO80 complex subunit C. Bases 135 to 764 code for a protein of 209 amino acids. Gene Ontology annotation, biological process: chromatin remodeling. Lineage: Eukaryota; Metazoa; Chordata; Actinopteri; Siluriformes; Siluridae. The record is from RefSeq and is a predicted model, not a curated record. The transcript has 5 exons. Gene Ontology annotation, cellular component: Ino80 complex.